AUGACUGGAACUACUGAACAUAACGCCCCCUCCAUCGGCAGCACGAACACAAACGUUGCGCCGUCUGAUCAUUCAACUCCCGCAAUGAGCGACCAAAUGAACGAUGACCUUGAAAAGGGCCAGCAGAAAAUAACCGAGCCUACGGAGAUACAUGAUGCCAAAUUGGAACCCACUGAGAAAUCCGACGCUGGGCCUUCUGGACCCCCGGGGCCAGGCCCGCCUCCCGACGGAGGAAUCAAAGCAUGGACAGUUGUUCUAGGAGGUUUCUGUGGUCUCUUUGUUAGUUUCGGAUGGAUUAACUGCAUCGGUGUCUUCCAAACAUACUACGAAACCCACCAAUUAAGCAACAUGUCAACCAGCACGGUGACCUGGAUCACAUCACUGGAGACAUUCGUCAUGUUCUUCGCCGCCCCAAUCUUCGGCACCCUCUUCGACAGCUACGGCCCACGCUGGAUCCUACUCGGCGGCACAAUCUUCCACGUCCUCGGACUCAUGAUGGCGUCCCUCUCAACAGAGUACUACCAAUUCAUCCUAGCACAAGGAAUCUGCAGCUCACUCGGAGCAAGCGCCAUCUUCAACGCAUGCGUGAACUCAGUCAGCACAUGGUUUGCGAAGCGCCGCGCCUUCGCAUUGGGACUCAUGGCCUCGGGAUCGAGUCUGGGAGGCGUCAUCUUCCCUAUCAUGGUGACGCAUCUUAUUCCCCAGGUUGGAUUUCCGUGGGCGAUGCGGAUCUGCGCAUUCCUGAUUCUGGGCAUGCUGGGUAUUGCGAACUUGACAUUGGCGUCGAGAUUGCCGCCGAGCAAGAGGCCGUUUUCCUUUUCGAACUUCUUUAGGCCGCUGAAGGAGAUUAAGUUUGUGUUGACUGUUGCCGGGUGCUUUUGCUUUUUCUGGGGCAUGUUCUUGCCUUUCACUUUCGUGAUUACCCAGGCUGAGCGCUAUGGCAUGUCGCAAAACAUGUCGCAGUAUCUUAUUCCGAUUUUGAACGCUGCUAGUAUCUUCGGCCGUACCCUUCCAGGCUAUCUGGCAGACCGUGUCGGUCGGUACAAUGUGAUGAUCAUCUUCAGCUACCUGUCAGGCAUUCUCGUGCUUGCCCUAUGGCUUCCGUCUCGCAGCAAUGCCCCAGCAAUCGUGUUCAGCGCACUAUACGGCUUCGGCUCCGGUGCCUUCGUCUCUCUGGCACCGGCGCUGAUUGCCCAGAUCUCCGACCUGCGCGAGGUUGGAGUCCGCAACGGUACUUGCUUUUCGAUCAUCUCAUUCGCCGCUUUGACUGGUACUCCGAUUGGUGGUGCAUUAGUCUCUGACGUGCUGCACGGGUCAUACACGAGGCUGCAGGUCUUCAGCGGUGUGGUUAUGGUUUCUGGAGCGACGCUGUUUGUCGUAGCAAGAGUGGUUGUUGGAGGAGCCAAGCUGAACAAAGUAUAA
Messenger RNA from Penicillium cinerascens, 1422 nucleotides. RefSeq names its product MCT family MFS transporter. The coding region runs from base 1 to 1422 and encodes 473 amino acids. Lineage: Eukaryota; Fungi; Ascomycota; Eurotiomycetes; Eurotiales; Aspergillaceae. Gene Ontology annotation, molecular function: transmembrane transporter activity. The transcript has 3 exons. Gene Ontology annotation, biological process: transmembrane transport. Gene Ontology annotation, cellular component: fungal-type vacuole membrane. The record is from RefSeq and is a predicted model, not a curated record.